AUGAAUGAUGAACCUUCCGAAGAAAAUCCUUCUAACAUACAUUCAGAUGAUGAUAACAUAUCCAUUGCCUUUACAACAUAUUGUGAUCAACGAUUUUUACAUGAUGGUUCUACAGAUACUUCUAAUUUUCGACAUGAAGAAUUAUCAGAUGAAGAUAGCGAUACUGAUGAUGAUGAAAAUUUAGAGCUUGAUAUUCCAGAACAACCAAUACGAAAUCAUCAUCGUACUCGAUCUAUAACAACAAUAACACUUCCUCUUUAA
This is a messenger RNA of Funneliformis geosporum, 261 nucleotides long. The record is from the annotation of a GenBank genome assembly. NCBI's taxonomy places the organism in Eukaryota, Fungi, Glomeromycota, Glomeromycetes, Glomerales, Glomeraceae.